GGACUCUUUUUCUAGAUGAGCAGAAGGUUUUUUAUUCGCAAGAAACAGGAUCUCCCUUCUCUGCUCAGGAAUGGUACAUGCACCGCAGAGUUGAGGCUCAUUUCUGGAGUAAACGUGCCAUCAUCAUCACGCAAUGGUGUUGAUACGCGAUCGGAGGUCUCAGCACAGCUCUGAAAUGCACGAAUGCCACAAUUACAACGUUAAAUCAAUAAACUGGAAUGCUUGUAAACAAUGGCAAAAACAAAGGCCUGCACUAAUUGCAAGCCAAAACCAAGAAAGUGUAUCUCCGUUGUUUGUUGGCCAAGUCAUUGCUGCAGCCAUGGCGAUACGUUUCAUUGUUAUGACGUCAAUAUGGUUUACCAUAUUCUUUACCUUAUUAUUCAACCAAGAAGUUCCAGUUUCCUCAAUGGAAGGUUAUUGUGGUCCAUGUCCUAAAAACUGGAUAUGUUAUAGAAACACCUGCUACCAAUUUUUCAGUGAGAGCAAAAACUGGUCUCAGAGCCAAGCUUCAUGUAUGUCUCAAAAUUCCAGCCUUCUGAAGAUAUACAGUAAAGAGGACCAGGAUUUUUUUAAACUGGUGAAGUCAUAUCACUGGAUGGGACUAAUCCAGAUUCCAGCAAAUGGCUCCUGGCAGUGGGAAGAUGGCACCGCUCUCUCGCCCAACCAAUUAACUUUGGUGGAAAUGCAGAAGGGAACCUGUGCUGUCUAUGGCUCCAGCUUUAAGGGAUACACAGAAAAUUGUUCAGCUCCAAACACAUACAUCUGCAUGCAGAGGGUCAUGUAAGGAAUGUAUCAGCCAUCUCUAC
This is a messenger RNA of Nannospalax galili (Upper Galilee mountains blind mole rat), 806 nucleotides long. RefSeq names its product NKG2-D type II integral membrane protein-like. The transcript has 8 exons. Lineage: Eukaryota; Metazoa; Chordata; Mammalia; Rodentia; Spalacidae. The coding region runs from base 134 to 784 and encodes 216 amino acids. Gene Ontology annotation, biological process: positive regulation of natural killer cell mediated cytotoxicity. Gene Ontology annotation, cellular component: external side of plasma membrane. Gene Ontology annotation, molecular function: signaling receptor activity. The record is from RefSeq and is a predicted model, not a curated record.